AUGAAAUCGAAUAUAUCAGUGACUGACAUCAUCAUCGAACGUUGGAUUUCAUAUGGACCACAAGCUAGACGACGUACCAUUGUUCAACGUGCUGCUACUGUUCGACCAUAUCCAGCUCCACGCAAUAUUAUUAUCCAAUACGAAACAGCUCCAGUUCGCAUUGUCCAUCAAUGCCAUCGUCUUGGUGUUGUCCAAGCUAAUUCAGCUGUUUACAUUCAAACAUACAGCGCUACUCUUCUUGAUGCUGCUUCACUUGUUGCACAAGCUCGUGCUGCUGGUAUUGUUGAAAAUAUCUCACCUUCCGGUUAUGUUAGUUAUAGUGCAACCGGAUACAGUCAAGAAUCAUUCGGUGCUUCAUCAGGCUUGGCAGGUGGUGCUGGUCUUAUUGCUGGAGGUGCUGGCCUUGUUACUGGAGGUGCUGAAGUUGUUGAUGCUGGUCUUGCUCUUGGUGGUAGACUCAGGUCAUCAUCAUUCGAAUCAUCAAGCUUCUCAUCUGGUGUUGAUGGUGAAGCUAAUGCUGCUUUCCUUGUUGCUGAUACCAACCUUAUUGAUACCUUUGAUCAAGGAGAAUUUCAUCAAUUCCCUGGUCAAAAUGCUGAAGGAGCCGGCGGUGCAUCAUACGAAUCAUACAAGGGAUAUGUUCCUUUAAGGGCACAAACAACAUUAACUACAACUAGUUUAUGGCAACAACAUUCGAUUGUUCCAACGAGUGCACUAUUAAUUCAACCAUUAACAUUAAUAAAUAAUUUUGAUAAAUAUUGGUGUACUACAACUUAUUAUGAACCUGAUAUUCAAGUUGGUGAAACAUUUAAAAUCCACGAUACAUAUAAAGAAGUGACUAUUGAUGGUGGAACGGAUAUGGCUAUUUCAACAAUAACACUAAAGAAAAAUGGUAAAGUAUUUUUUUUUUGUAAAUUACAUUUUGGUAAAGGUAUUCGUGUUGAAUAUCGAAAUGAAGGUGAUGUAUGA
Messenger RNA from Rotaria sordida, 969 nucleotides. Lineage: Eukaryota; Metazoa; Rotifera; Eurotatoria; Philodinida; Philodinidae. The record is from the annotation of a GenBank genome assembly.